Molecule: messenger RNA, 1602 nt
Organism: Amoebophrya sp. A25
Lineage: Eukaryota; Dinophyceae; Syndiniales; Amoebophryaceae
Source: the annotation of a GenBank genome assembly
ACAAGUGCUUAACUAUGGUUACACAUCUCACAAUAUCAGGAAUCUCAUUUGCAAAUAGCGUCUCCGCGUCUAUUCAAAAUUUUUUUCCCUACACAACAUCCAACUUGUUACUCCAUCCCCUUCUAUAUGAUAUAGAUAUCCUAACAUCCUACAUCACUCUCCUCAAAAUAAGAUACGAAAUUUCUCUUUUUCAAACUUGUGCGACUUCGUUCUCUUUCUUUCAAGCCUACCUGGGUUGGUAAAAUCGAAAUACUUACACUAUAAGGGGGUCCUAAUUCUAACAAACAGAGAAAAUGAAGCGUGUUCACCAACUUCUCGAAAGAGUCGACUCCUUUCUGGAGAACGCCGGUCGAAGCUCAGCUGGACUAUUGGGGGAUAUUCAUGGACAUGAGUUGACUUUGGCUUUGACAGCGGAGGACAUGAACGAGGCAGCAUCGGCCGAAGUGGAUGGCAGUGUGGAGGACAAGGUACAUUGAAGACUUUUACGGAACGAGCAUCUGUAUUGCGCUUGAGAAAGGACUUUAUGUGUUGCUACAGUAGUGAAUUUUAGGUGUCGCUUAAGUAGUGAAUUUUAGCUGUCGCUCAAGUAGUGACUUUAUGUGUCGCUUACCUGCCUCGCCCUAAGUCCCGUAUCUGCCUCGCCCUGAGCCCCUUAUCUCCCUCGCCAUAAGUCCCGUAUCUGCCUCGCCCUAAGUCCCGUAUCUGCCUCGCCAUAAGUCCCGUAUCUGCCUCGCCAUAAGUCCCGUAUCUGCCUCGCCCUAAGUCCCUUAUCUGCCUCGCCAUAAGUCCCGUAUCUGCCUCGCCCUAAGUCCCGUAUGUGCCUCGCACCACUACAGUAUGUGCCUCGGUCGGGGCGAAUCCCUUAUCUGCCUCGAUCCGAGUCCCUUGGCUGCGCUACUGUAUGCUUAGAUAAAGGAUAUUAACUAGUAUGGACCUCGUUGUUACAGCUUUUACGAUGGAAACUUCUUAAAACCACAACUACUCAGCUGGGGAAUCUCCGCAAUACCCGUGAACAAAUCGACGCCAAGAUGCUUGCUGUUCGCCAACAUGCUCGUGACAGUGGAGUCUACUCCAAAGUGAUGGGUCACAAGCUUUCCCUGCGCGCAGCAGAAGGCGAAGCUACUCGCGUUACCUUUGGAAACAUCGAACUCAGAAGCGGAGGUGGAACCGUUUACGAAGGGGCUGCGAUUGGAGGAGGAGAGGUGUCUUCUGCCCAAGAACGGGAAAGCAAAGCUCAAUACAAGAUUCGCACGACGCAAAACCGACGUGCAGAUCAAUGGGAAGCUGGGGAGUACUUGUGGCAGCCAGAAGAGCGGUUUGACGAUUCUGUGCGUGACAGUUUGUUCAACGAAGCAGCGGCUCAACAAGGGGAGACAACUGAGGUCGCGAGAGGCACUCGUAUCUCUGCAUCAUCUACUCGUCCUGGUGCAGCUACAGCUAAAAAUGCUCGUGCAUCUUCUCGUAAAAGCACCUCAACCGAGGCAACGUUUACUGCCUGGAACCAAAGUCGCUUUGCCAAUGCUGGCAUGUUGAAGGAUUUUACGAACCGUUUUCAUGCGUUUGAUGAGAAUGCUGAUGGUCGUGCAAGAAAUAUCAAACUCG